Messenger RNA from Nelumbo nucifera (sacred lotus), 1607 nucleotides. RefSeq names its product D-cysteine desulfhydrase (gene D-CDES). NCBI's taxonomy places the organism in Eukaryota, Viridiplantae, Streptophyta, Magnoliopsida, Proteales, Nelumbonaceae. Gene Ontology annotation, molecular function: D-cysteine desulfhydrase activity. The record is from RefSeq and is a predicted model, not a curated record.
CAACGACAACGUCAGGCGUCAGCUGCCAUUUCCUAAUGUUGGGCACUUGUUUACUGCAUUGCCGCUCUCCAGCAGUCAGCGUCCCCGUCACUAACCGCCGUCGACGAAUCCAUAGCUCUCAAGGGAGGAAGCUCGUUUUUUCUCUAAUGGAAGGCGGAGGACUAAACGAGAACUUCGGCUUUCUGUCAAGGAAACCUUACGUCCCUCCUGAAUGGGCCUCCCAUCUCAGCCCUAUCCCUUCUCACGUCUUCUCCCUCGGACAUUUUCCUACACCUGUCCACAAAUGGAAUCUGCCCAACCUGCCAAAGAAUACAGAGGUGUGGCUGAAGCGUGAUGACCUUACAGGAAUGCAAUUGAGUGGAAACAAGGUCAGAAAACUAGAAUUUUUGAUGGCAGAUGCCAUACAACAUGGUGCAGAUUGUAUUAUAACAAUAGGAGGCAUCCAAAGCAACCACUGCCGAGCAACAGCUGUAGCAGCAAAGUACUUGAAUCUUGAUUGCUAUCUUAUACUACGUACAUCCAAGACUCUAGUGGACAAAGAUCCUGGAUUGACAGGAAAUCUUCUGGUAGAGCGUUUAGUGGGAGCACAUGUUGAACUUGUCUCAAAAGAAGAAUAUUCUAAAACUGGGAGUGUGGUUCUCACUAACUUACUAAAGGAAAGGUUAUUAAGUGAAGGGAGAAGGCCAUAUGUCAUUCCUGUUGGUGGAUCAAACUCUCUAGGAACUUGGGGUUACAUUGAAGCAGUUAGAGAGAUUCAACAACAAAUUCAACGGGGACCUGGAAUAAUUGGAUUUGAUGACAUUGUUGUAGCAUGUGGCAGUGGAGGGACCAUUGCUGGCCUAUCCUUGGGAUCAUGGCUGAGUGAUUUGAAGGCAAAAGUUCAUGCAUUCUCUGUUUGUGAUAGUCCUGAUUACUUCUAUGAUUACGUUCAAGGCCUACUUGAUGGACUCCAAGCAGGUGUUAGCUCACGCAAUAUAGUCAGCAUUCAGGAUGCCAAGGGUUUGGGCUAUGCCAUGAACACCACUGAGGAGCUUAAAUUUGUUAAAGAAGUUGCCUCUGCAACAGGGGUUGUUCUUGACCCAGUCUACAGUGGAAAAGCUGCAUAUGGCUUGCUAAAGGACAUGGUUGAGAAUCCAACAAAGUGGGAAGGAAGAAAGGUUCUCUUUGUACACACUGGUGGGCUACUUGGGCUAUUCGACAAGGUUGAACAGAUGGCAUCAAUGGUAGGCAAUUGGCAUCAACUUGAUAUCCAUGAGUCUGUUCCGAGAAAGGAUGGUAUUGGAAAAAUGUUCUAGAGAAGCAAAACAAGCCAACCAACCUUUGCAUGUUUUGACUUUUUUAACAGAUAAACUCGUGUGAAAAAGUCUGUAUUGCACAAUAAGGUGUGUCCCUGUCAUCCAACCGUAUGUAUAUACUGAUCUGUUUAUUUCUUUUUUUUAAGUUUAAUGUAGUUUUUCUUUCUGACGUCUUCUGUUGAGGGCAUUUUGGCAGAUAUUUGGAUGAUCGAGCCAACCUGGCAUUUAGGAAUUUAUACCUUUCACUAUGAAUCUAUGAUCUAUGUUCUUGAACAUAAAGGGUUAAGAUUAGCAUACAUAUACUAUCCUGGA